AUGGGUCAUCUCGAUGAUCAAAUGCAUCAAUUAACUGGACUCGACGAGCAUUUUGCGCAUGGCCUACGUUCAAAAAGGCCUAACAUCUUGCCUGGUCCGGAGCAUGAAUUCAUGAAUCGAAACGUACUACCCCCGGAUCCACGCCCACCCGCAUUAGGAUACAUGCCUCUACCAGAGCCCCGCGCAGAACUCUCCCACCCCUUCUCUCAGGAACCGUAUCAUUUUGCGGAUAGACGGACGGACAGACCAUUGAAUGGGAGAAACCUGAGCCUGCGCGCCAUGACGAAUUCCGCCUCUAUGCCCGAAUACACCUUCCUUGAGCGCGCUAAUACCGACUCACCAUCCCAGAGAGCGCAAUCAGUACAAUCUGCAGGACCUGGUUCGUUGUCCCUGUAUCCUUUACCGCAGGAGGACGCAGUAACAUCAUCUAAGAACGAUCGACUUCUUCCUUCGUUCCAUCAGUUGAGCAAGAUUGCUGAUAGUGGAACGGAGGCGAGUGAUACGAGGACCGUUGGACUGCCGAAUCUCACUGCGUAUGCCAAUCAAGUCGUUGCACAGAAUGUGACAACUUCCCACCCACACUUUCCGCCAUCGCAGCAGUCCAGCCCUCCAAGCAACUUCGUCCUACUUGGCCACCCCUCGCCAACUAACACUCGCGCCGAUGGUCACGAAAUGUAUCCGCCUUCACACUCGCCAGCUUCAUUCUCCGUUUCGAACCAUGACAAUUCCAGGCGCAGGUCGGCGCAACCCACCAGACCUCCACCCUUCAUUCCCUCCAUGACCUCGUCAUCUAUGGGUACUGUAUCCUCAUCGGAGAACAUGAGCACACUUCAGAGCUGUCAAGACUCCGAGGCUGGGGGACGUAGUACUGCUCACACCACCCCAAUGGAGUCUACCCCGUCUUCCUUUGAGGGCACACCGAGAACCUCAGUGCCUCGUUUACAAACAUCGACGUCAGCACCUGGGGGCUUCAUUUGUGACCAUCCUGGAUGCGCUGCUCCACCUUUCCAAACUCAAUAUCUUCUCAAUUCGAGUCGUCCACACUACUGUCCUGUCAAGGGUUGUCCUAGGGGCGAGGGAGGCAAGGGAUUUAAGCGCAAGAACGAGAUGAUCCGACACGGGCUAGUCCACGAUAGUCCUGGAUACGUGUGCCCAUUCUGUCCCCUCCGGGAGCACAGAUAUCCCCGUCCUGACAAUCUUCAGAGACAUGUUCGUGUCCAUCAUGUGGAUAAAGACAAGGACGAUCCUUUGCUUCGAGAAGUCCUCGCUCAGCGACCUGAAGGCGGUGGCCGAGGAGGACGGCGCCGACGUACAGGCCCUGCUUAA
This is a messenger RNA of Aureobasidium uvarum, 1326 nucleotides long. The record is from the annotation of a GenBank genome assembly. Lineage: Eukaryota; Fungi; Ascomycota; Dothideomycetes; Dothideales; Saccotheciaceae.